This is a messenger RNA of Aureococcus anophagefferens, 294 nucleotides long. RefSeq lists its product as hypothetical. Lineage: Eukaryota; Pelagophyceae; Pelagomonadales; Pelagomonadaceae. The annotation marks the transcript as partial. The transcript has a single exon. The record is from RefSeq and is a predicted model, not a curated record. Gene Ontology annotation, molecular function: protein binding; fatty-acyl-CoA binding.
GACGUCGACAACAUCUUCAGCUUCGCGCGGCACAACCGCGUCGACGACGUCGAACGGCUGCUGCUCCGGGGCGUGCCGCCGAACGUCCGCGACGUCUACGGCAACACCGUGACGCUCGUCGCGGCGCAGAACGGCCACAAGCGCAUCGUCAAGGGCGCCCUGCGCCGCGGCGCCGACAUCAACGCGGCCAACUACCGCGGCAACACCGCGCUCCACUUCUGCUUCAGCUUCGGCUUCGACAAGCUCGGCGACUACAUGAUCUCCAAGGGCGCGGACCCGGGCAUCCGGAACAAC